Messenger RNA from Chara braunii, 1115 nucleotides. The record is from the annotation of a GenBank genome assembly. NCBI's taxonomy places the organism in Eukaryota, Viridiplantae, Streptophyta, Charophyceae, Charales, Characeae.
AUAAACUAUAAAUACAGGAUCACCGCCACCCGUACUACCCCCAUAAAAACAACCUGCUGAUAGUUCCUAAAACAUCCCACAGACCAAGACAGUAUUCUAAUGGGUUGGCAUCCUGAACUGGUCACCAGCAUUAGACCAUUCUCCAUGCUCAAACCGCCCAUCGUACACUGUCAGAUAGCCAUGCUGGCUAUACCUGCCGACGUACUGCUGCAAGUGCAUGAGGCUACAAAUGGGCAAGCACCUUUCCUGAUAGAAAACAUGUCCUUUAACGACUGGGCGUCACUGCUCGCUGUCAUGCAGACUAGACCCCAGGACCUAUCGGACAAGAUCAAGGAAUUGGCCUCCAACAUUGCGGACGUCUGCAAGAAGGCCGCUAUUGAGAACAGUGAACUUAACCUCAUCGUCGCGAAGGCCGAAAAGAUAAUCCUUGGCCUCCACGGCUAUGACACGACGCAUUUAGACACUGCCGACCGGGUAUCCACCAACGACACUGCAGACACCUUCACUGACAACUACAUCAGCAGCAUCGCCCUUACGCCUGCCGAGCUGGAGUACUUCAAACAGAAGGAAGCCAUGAGACGACAAUCUGCGCAUCUCGACAACUACUCAUCUGCUAGAGACACCAGCCACAAGUUCGCGAAGAACAGUCCAUUCCUUCCGCUGGCUUCAAGCACAUGGACGGAGAAAACAGUUCAGCGUGUCCAUAACUUAUUAUGGAAGUUGGAUACCUUCAACUACACCGCACCUAUCAGUGUCGUUGCAUACAUGGCCCUUGCUGGCCUAACUGUCACAGAUAUCGACAACUAUCGUACCGCAGCCAGGAAUGCGACCAUUUACUUCCCGGUCGGAAGGACCGGACUUGAUGUAGAUUUUCCUCCGAUCUCGAGCCUUGAAAAAGGCAAAUGCUCCCAAAGGCCGCUGCUGCACCAAAAGGGGAUCCCCAAGUUCCCGACAGACCUGCAAGAACUGAGGAAGCUCUGAAACGCAGGUACAUCGACUGCAGACCAUGGAAGACGGAAGACUUGGUUGGAAAACCAACAGAGAAAACAGUAAAAUAAUAAUCGCCUGCCACUACCCAAACCGCUUGAUGGACAGAGUAAAAUUCAAAAGGAUUU